This is a messenger RNA of Meloidogyne enterolobii, 268 nucleotides long. NCBI's taxonomy places the organism in Eukaryota, Metazoa, Nematoda, Chromadorea, Rhabditida, Meloidogynidae. The record is from the annotation of a GenBank genome assembly.
AAUGACCGCCCAACUUGCUUCUGCCAUUUCUGCUCCUGAUUACUACAACUGCCAAAUGCAGCCAGGGCUUGUCAAACGUCAACGCGAAAUUUGUAGGCAACAUCCUGCUGCUAUGCGUGCAAUUAGUGAAGGCUUAAGAAAUGCUAUUGAUGAGUGUCAUGUUCAAUUCCAGAGGGUAAAAAUUAUUUUUAAUAUUCAUAUUAUAAGAGAUCGUGUGCUGCCACUAAAGCUUUCUAAAACUCUUGGUCAUGUCUUGACUGAAGACUAG